ACACACUGACCAUGGCAUCUGAAAAGCCGAUACUUUAUAGCUAUUUCCGAAGUUCCUGCUCUUGGAGAGUGAGAAUUGCACUGGCUCUGAAAGGGAUUGCUUAUGACGUGGUGCCAGUGAACCUCCUGAAGGAUGGGGGACAGCAGUUUUCUGCUGAAUUCAAGGCAGUGAAUCCAAUGCACCAAGUCCCAGCCUUGAAAAUUGAUGGCAUCACCCUUUCUCAGUCGCUAGCUAUAAUUCAUUACCUAGAAGACACUCGUCCUAACCCCAGGCUCCUGCCCCAAGAUCCAAAGAAGAGAGCCCAAGUCAGAAUGAUCACAGAUCACAUUGUUUCUGGCAUUCAGCCACUUCAGAACCUGAGCAUCCUGAAACAAAUGGGGGAGAAAAAAAUGGAAUGGGCUCAGAACUGCAUCACGUCUGGCUUCCAAGCACUGGAGCAGAUUCUGCAGCACACUGCUGGGCGCUACUGCAUGGGGGAUGAAGUUUCCAUGGCUGAUCUGUGCCUGGUGCCUCAAGUUUACAAUGCUGAAAGAUUCAAAGUGGACAUGGGUCCAUAUCCCACAAUAACCAGAAUAAACAAAGCUCUCCUGGAGUUAGAGGCAUUCAAAGUAAGCCACCCAUCCCAGCAGCCAGAUACUCCUGCAGAGUUGCGAGCUUGAAGCCUUCUACUCAGUAAAUCAAAUAAACUGGAGAGUCAAAGAGGACAGCAGGUACAGCUUGAGUAGGACUUCAGUGACAGCAGGA
Messenger RNA from Antrostomus carolinensis (chuck-will's-widow), 744 nucleotides. RefSeq names its product glutathione S-transferase zeta 1 (gene GSTZ1). NCBI's taxonomy places the organism in Eukaryota, Metazoa, Chordata, Aves, Caprimulgiformes, Caprimulgidae. Gene Ontology annotation, molecular function: glutathione transferase activity; maleylacetoacetate isomerase activity. Bases 12 to 659 code for a protein of 215 amino acids. Gene Ontology annotation, cellular component: mitochondrion; cytoplasm. Gene Ontology annotation, biological process: L-phenylalanine catabolic process; glutathione metabolic process. The transcript is spliced from 9 exons. The record is from RefSeq and is a predicted model, not a curated record.